Molecule: messenger RNA, 1583 nt
Organism: Xenia sp. Carnegie-2017
Lineage: Eukaryota; Metazoa; Cnidaria; Anthozoa; Malacalcyonacea; Xeniidae
Exons: 6
Coding region: 345-995 (216 amino acids)
Source: RefSeq, a predicted model, not a curated record
CGAUCAACUUCCGGUCACCAUCUUGAGGUGCUACAAAACCAUGCCUGACUGCCUGUUGCUGAUGUAUGUAGUCGCGUGGCGUGUUUCUAAACUUCUUGAGCUUUGUUGAAGUGCAUUUUAAGCGUUUAAACGGUGACAAGUAGCAAGGCUUCACGUGCCGUCCUUGAUUUCGACUGAUUGCUACAACACGCGCAACACUUCUAAACUUCAGCCCGAGUUUGGAUCGCCCUGGCGCGAAAAGAUAUGAUGAUGAUGAGCGUUUAAACUCUUCUAUUGUGGGCAAAAUGGAAAUCAACAAACAAUCAUCUGUCGCUGACAUUAUUCUUUUUUAGAAAAACAACAAAAUGAAUCAAAUUGUCGAAGAUUUUGAAGCUAAUCAAGUCGACGGCGAGGAUUUUUUCAAUUUAGAACCACAUGAUAUUUAUCAGAUGAUUCCUCGAAUAAAACUUCGCAAGAAGCUUACGUGUAUUUGGAAUGUCGUUACUCAAAAGGGGUCAUCAGCUUUAACAACACAUUCUUGUGUCACUUCCAACAACAUCAGAACCAUCAACAAGGAUGUGAAUCCAGACAUUCCGAGUAAUUCAGCUGAUCAUGAAGAAAAUUAUGAUGAGAUAAAGAAGAAUCUGCCGGAGAAGACACAAGAAGGGGCACUAAAUAAUAUUUUUUUUGAUGUUGAUUGUAAAGAAGUGGCAAAUAUGGAAGAUAUUUUCGAAAACAAAUUUCUUGAUAAAGAUUACAACAUUGGAGAUGAAGUGCACGAUCUACUCGAGAGGUUGCCAUGGAUAUGUGGUGAUUAUGAACCAAUUGGUGAAAACCGGGCUAUACCAUAUUCCCAUAUGCUCAUCACAGUCGAUGGCGAUGUACAAAAGUCAGACGAAGAUUUGAAGAAAGAAAUCGACGAAAUUUUUAAAUGGCGGCAUCAAAAUUUAUCGAAUUUCGACGUAAACUUUACAAAGAACCAAAGAUUCGAUAUUUAUCAAAUUUUCGUGCUGUAAGAAUAGAUGAAUCAUCAAAUUUCAUACAUGUUUUGAAUGAUAUUGAGGAUGAAAACCAAAAUGCCAGAGGUUCUCAUGGUACAUUGACAAUGUUCUAUCGCAAGAAUGAUGAUUUUUUCGCCUUGACAUGCGCCCACGUUGCUCUAGGCGUUGAUGAUCUGUUUGCUUUAAGUAUAGAAGAAAAUUUUUUGGCAAUUCGUGUUGCAGUGGAACACCUAAAUGAACGAAUUGAAUAUUUUUACAAACAGCCAAGUAGUGAAAAGGAAGUUCAAUUUCCUUCUUUUCAAGAUGGCGUGUUUGGUCAAUUUGAUAGCGAAGUGGAUAUUGUUAAAAUUCUUGUCGGUGAUGGGCGUCAUAUCAAGCACUUUGGUGGAGAUCAGUUGGAGAGCUUUGCCUUGAAUUUGAAUGAGGCUAAUAGAGAGCUUCGUGAAAGAAUCGAUAAGAAGAAGGAAAUUGUGCAUGUAGUUCAAAAUAAUAACAUUAAGGGUUUUAUAAAAAAACGAAGCUGUUCUCAUUACAGUGAAAGCAUCCCGCUUUUCACUGAAAAAGAAUGAAUCUAAUAUCGAUAUUAAACAUAGAUUGUUAUAA